CAGCCCUGUCUGACGCGGCCGGCGCCAAGCGGCCAGCGGCGGCUGGCAGCGGCGCAGCGGCUGCGGGUCAGCAAGCCAAGCUGCCGCCUCCUCGAGCGACGGCGGCGCAGCCGUUGGGUGGCGGCGGGGCCGCCAAGGCCGGUAGUAGCGCCCCCUCCGGUUCCGCCGGCACAGCGGCGCUGCCUCGCUCGGCAUCGGCUCCUCCACUACCCAGCGGCGGCGGUGGCGGCGGCGACGACGCCAGCGGCACGUCGCCGUCGCCCUUGCCUGACGGCGACGGCGAGAGCGACCCGGGAUCAGCGGCGGGGCCGCAGCCAGGGCAGAAGCCGACUGCGGCAGCCGCACCCGCACCCAGGUCGGCGGCUGCCCGGCCUCCGCCGGCGCCCUCCGCGGCCGGUCUGGCGGCCCGGCAGGCGCGGUCGGCCCUGCCGCCGCUCAAGAUAGCGGACAUCAUGGGCUCCCACGGCCUGCGCGGCGGCAAGCCCUCCUUCCUCAGCGCCUUCACGGGUGGUGGCAAGGGGGGUGGCGCCCCCGCCGGCGGCCCCCCCGAGGUGGCCUUCAGCAAGCCCGCCCUGAUGGACGUGUGGGACAAUCUCCCCGACGCCCGGCGCGAGCACCUGUGUCGCCACCUGCAGCCGGUGCUGCUGCAGGAGUACGAGUACCAGGGGCCGGCGGGGCAGGUGGUGGACACCGUGUGCAUACUGCAGAUCAAGGACAGCCUGGACAGGGGCCAGCUGAGCGGCGAGGUGCUGGUGUCGCACAUGGACAGCGGGGACGGCACCCUCGUGCGGGCGCUGCUCACGGAGCAUGCACACCAGAUCUCCAUCAUGGAGAGCAUCCGCGACAACAAGCCCAUGCCCGCCCAACCGCUCGUCAUCGACGUGUCCCGCUACGACCAGCUGCCCCGCCCCACCCACCCCGCACAGCCCCCACCGCGGAACAGAGCACCGCCACAACAGCAACAGCAGCAGCAGCUGCAACCCGCCGGCGCUGCCAGAGGGGCCUCGCCAGAGCAUCCGACGGAGGCACCUGGCGGCACCACCGUCGCCGCGAAUGGUACGGCAGCGACGGCGACGGCGACGGGGACGGCGGCGGCCAGUCACCGGCGAGGGCCGCCGCCGCCACCCCCGCCAGGUGGGGGUGUCACCGCGACGCCGCUACCUCCGUACCGCCAAGCGAACACCGGAUACGCGCCGCUGUCGCAAGCCCGGAGACGUCAUCACGGCGACGGCGGCAACAACAACAGCAUGCAAGCGCAUUUGCCGACGUCCGCCGGCGGUGCGACUCCGGUGCCGCCUCCGCUGGCUGCGGAUGACGACGGCAUGGGUGGGCGUUACGACGACUACGAUAACGGCUACUACGGCUACGAUGCCGGCGGCCGAAGUCCCUCCCCGGAGGUCCCUCCGCCGGAACAGCCGCCACCUGCCGCACACCCCCCGCACCGGCACCCCGGCGCCAAGGCGCCACUCAACUCGGUCCGCUCGCUCCCGGCCGCAUCAUGCCACCCGCAGCAGCAGCAGCAGCAGCCCUGGGCCGCCGCGCCGCCUGCACCUGCCCCUGCACCUCCGCCCCCUGCGCAGCGGCGGCGGUCCGACCCUGGAGCCGCAGCCGGCCGAGAAGCGGCGACGGCGGCGGGCCGAGCAGCAGGGCAACCGCCGGAGUCGUCACAGCAUCCGCCGCCUCCGCAACCACCACUAACGGCUCGCGACCGGGACCGUGAGCAGGGGCGGGAGUGGCAUCGGAGUGGCGGCAGCGGCAGCGGCAGCGCCCACCGACCCGUCACUGCGCAUCACCCACGCCAGCCGCCUGCAGGCAAGCACCCGCCGCCUCCGCCGCCGCCGUCGCAGCAGCCGGCAGCAGCAGCGGUGGCGGGCCUGAAGGCCCCUGCUGCUGUGUUGCUUCCCAUGCACGAGGGGCUGCCGCCGGGCCUGGCGGUGGAGGCACCGCAACCGCAGCAGCAGCAGCAGCUGCAGCUGCAAGACGCUGCUAGGGAUGGGCUGAAGGAGGCGCCGCCCCAGCAGCAACAGCAGCCCCAGCAACCGGUGGGUCUACCGCCGCACCUGCGGCGGGCAGCGCCUCGUGACAUCCAGCAGCCACAGCAGCAGGUUGCAGCAGCAGCGCAGCAGCCCCCGCUGCCACUGGGACCCCAGGCCGCUGCAGCAGCAGCAACAACAGCAGCUGCGGCAUCCAUGCAGGCCCCCAUGCAGGCCGCCACAGUCCCAGCAGCAGCAGCAGCUGCUGCCGCUGGGGCUUGUAAGAAGCCAACGCGGCCACAGCCCAAGCCCGAAGCCGACGCGGCUAUACCCGGCCUCCCCUCGGCUCCGGCUCCGGCACCGGCGGCGGUGCCAGGCGGCCCUGCAGCAUCUGGGGUCGGCGGAUUACCUGAGCAGUCAGGCCGCGAGGAGGCUCCGAGACCGGUGGAGGGCAGUCUGCAGCCGUUGCGAGCAAGCGCAGGCAGCGCAGCGGCGGUACCCGCUGCUAGCGCUUCUUCCGGCGGUACGGGUGGCGGUACCAUUACCCUCAGUGGGGCGGACAAGGGGCUCACGGGGCCGUGUGGAUCUGUGCCGGAGCCGGUGAAGCUGUCUGUGACGCAGCUGGAUCUGAACACCCUCAACUUUACCAUCAACCUGGACAAUCGCGAGGCGGUAGCCAGGCAGCUGCUUGAAAUGGCACGCUUGCUGCAACAAGGGGCAACGAAGGGGCAAGCGAUUUCGGAGGGGAGUGGUGGCGCAGGCGGUGGUGGUAGAGAUGGCGGAUCAGCAGCAGCAGCGGCGGUUGCAGCGGGUGGCUGUGGCGAUGGAGCCGCGGCGGCCGCCGCGGGUCCUGACCCGCGGGUCAGCAGCAGCGGCACAUUGCAGGAGGGUCAACGCUCUGCACAGUUAGCGCAGCAGCAGCAGCAGCCGGCAGUGGCGGGUACUGCUACGGUUCUGCAUGUGCCGUCGGGCGGCGCAACGGCUGACACGGCUGAUGCUGCAACGGCGGAUGAUGCAGGGGCACAGCUCAAGAGUGCGUUGUCCGCUGCCGCGCCUGUGGGGGCUCCGUUGCAAGCUCCAGCAGAGCUGCCGCCGCCAAAGAUUGACGGACCCAUGGGUCAGACGGCGGCGCAGUUCCAAGGAGUGAAAGUGAAGAAAGAGGUUGAGGUCGAAGAGGAGCCUGUAGCGCUGGGUCCGGAUCUCCCAGCCAGCAAGGCGACAGCAGCGGCGGCGGGAAUGAACACAGUCAUGUUCAAGAUCUACAGCAUGGAGGUGUUUUACUGCACGCCGUACACUCCGGAGCCAUCCAUGGAUGAUCUGGGGCUCAACCCGUGUACGGCAGCCGCUGUUAACGGUUAUAAGCGCGGGGACUACGAUAUGGAGGACGACGACGACGCAGAUGCCGUACUUAUCUCGGAUGAUGACGUGGAGGGAGAGAGCGGGGCGCAGCUGUCAGGGGA
Astrephomene gubernaculifera is the source of this 3433-nucleotide messenger RNA. The record is from the annotation of a GenBank genome assembly. Lineage: Eukaryota; Viridiplantae; Chlorophyta; Chlorophyceae; Chlamydomonadales; Astrephomenaceae.